AUGUCCGCUCCCACUUCUUCGUCGUCGUCUUCCAGCAGUUACCUCGAGCAGGCGGCCUCUAUGCUCAGUACUGUUGGCGCGUACAUGCGGCUUCCAGCCAUAGCCUCGACGGGCAUCGCGGCCGUCCUGACUACCCUCCUUUACUUCAAGCAAAAGGCUCUAAUCUACCCCUCGCAUAUGCCCGCCAACUCUCGAACGGACGUCCCAAGACCCUCGCAGUAUGGCAUUAAGGAUUUCGAGGAACUGGUCAUACCCACAAAUGAUGAAGAGAAGCUGUCGGCGUUCUACAUCCGGGGCCCGCGCGGCGGGAACAACUCCAACGUCACCAUCCUCAUGUUCCAUGGAAAUGCCGGCAACAUUGGCCACCGUCUGCCCAUUGCCCGCAUGCUUAUAAACUUUAUCGGAUGCAACGUCUUCAUGCUCGAGUAUCGCGGCUACGGCUUAUCGACCGGAGAGCCCGACGAAUCUGGCCUUUUUAUAGACGCGCAAACCGCCCUCAACUACCUCCGCUCUCGCGCAGAGACGAGCAAGCAUAAGCUGAUUAUCUACGGACAAAGUCUAGGCGGUGCCGUCAGUAUCAAGCUAGUCGCCAAAAACCAAAAGGACGGGGAUAUCGCCGGGUUGAUCUUGGAGAACACCUUCCUCUCCAUGCGCAAACUGAUACCCUCCGUUAUACCGCCGGCUAAGUAUUUGGCUCUUCUGUGUCAUCAGGUGUGGCCGAGUGAAUCGCUCAUACCCACCAUCACGUCCGUGCCGAUCCUGUUUCUUUCGGGGUUGCAGGACGAGAUUGUACCACCCCGUCACAUGCGCCAACUUUACGAGCUCUCUGCCGCGCCCACAAAAAUUUGGAAGCCCCUGCCCGCGGGUGACCACAACUCGAGCGUGCUGGAGGAAGGUUAUUUCGAGGCCAUUUCGGACUUCCUCGAGAAUUUCACCGGCGUCACGAGCAAGGAGGAGAAGCAGCGCCUUUAG
Colletotrichum graminicola M1.001 is the source of this 972-nucleotide messenger RNA. RefSeq lists its product as uncharacterized. The record is from RefSeq and is a predicted model, not a curated record. Gene Ontology annotation, molecular function: palmitoyl-(protein) hydrolase activity. NCBI's taxonomy places the organism in Eukaryota, Fungi, Ascomycota, Sordariomycetes, Glomerellales, Glomerellaceae. Gene Ontology annotation, cellular component: membrane. The coding region runs from base 1 to 972 and encodes 323 amino acids. The transcript has 4 exons.